GAGCAGAAGCUCUUGGUGAAAGCAGUAGCACGCAGAGAUCUUGGGGAGGGGGCCAAGAUGGUCAAGAUGCCCGCUGCCUUAGCGUGACCAUCGUGCCUGUCCGUAUUUGUUCUGCAGAACAGUUGCAGAGGAAUGAGAAGGUGCAGUGUUCAAACCAUGAUGCAACACAUAUCCUCGUUCUCUCCGCCGAUGGGAAGCUUUCUGAACAGUGGACUACAGCUUCAGGUGGCUGCUCUAAGACAAGGCUGGUGAAUGAACUAGGAGACAAAGAAAUUGUUCAAAUAGCAUGUGGGGACCAGCACGCCAUGGCACUGUCCAGAGGAGGCAAGCUCUUCACCUGGGGCCAGAACGCCCAUGGACAGCUUGGAGUGGGCAGGAGGCAAACCAUGCUCAUCCCCCAACCACAGCUGGUGGAAAGACUAAAGGGCAUCUCACUCGCUCAUAUUGCUGCUGGAGGAGCUCACAGUGCUGUGGUGUCACUCUCUGGAGCUGUGUACUCUUGGGGAAAGAACGAUUUUGGACAGCUGGGACUCGGACACACAGAAGACAGGGACUGCCCAUCAUAUAUUGGAGCAUUAGAGCACUGGAAGACUGUAUUUAUCUCAUGUGGGGCAAAUCACACUGCAGUUCUCUCCAAGGAGGGGUUGGUGUGCACCUUUGGAGCAGGAGGGGCUGGCCAGCUUGGUCACAACUCUACCCGGAAUGAACUCGUGCCUCGUGUGGUGGCCGAGCUGUGGGGAGCAAGAGUUUCGCAGGUUGCCUGUGGCAGUCAGCACACCCUGGUCUAUGUCCCCUCCUUGGACAAAGUCUAUUCGUUUGGUUCUGGUGAAGGACAGCUGGGAGAUGAGAGAAAGCCUAAUCGGUUGAUACCACAUCCCAUCAAUUCACCAGUGAAUACUGGAAAAUUCUGUCAGGGAAAAAACACGCCACAAAAGGUGAUUGAAAUUAGUGCAAGAAGAAACAAAAGCAUUGUCCUUUGCAAGAACAAGAGUUCCUUUCUGAAUGGAAUUGCCACUCUGAAUGAUAAAGAAGUGGAUGCAUGGAUUUCUAAUUCCAGUUCACAACGUUGGGAGAGCAUAAAAAAGAAUAUCAGACUGAUCUUUUCAUCUGAGGCUUGCAUCAACGGAAGCUUCCUGGAGAAAAGAGACAAACAUUUCAAAACUUCCAAAGAAGUCUCAGGUGUAGACAUGUCAGAAGUGCAACGGUUUUAUGAGAAGAUCAUCAAGAAGCCAAAAGUCUUCCAAGAGGUGCAAAAGGAGAUUGAGAAGUUACUGCCAUCAUUGUCUUCGUCUCCCAUCUCACCUGAAAAUUUCAGAGUCUAUUUGAUCUUGCCUUUCCUUCUGCAGAGCGAAGAUGACAGCUCUUUCCAUUCUCUCAGUCUGCUAGCACAAGCCAUCACAAAGCUCCAGCCAGAGGACCUGCAAACUCUUGAAUGCCUGUGGUCAAAUCUAGAAACAUCCUUUUUCAAGGAGCUGGUCACUCUAUAUCAGAGGGUUUCCUGGAAAAACCUGUCUCAGUUGAUCAUGGAAAUCAGACGUUGGCAAAGAAACCCCUACAACCUGCACCCACAUGAAACAGAGACUCUGCAAAUACUGCAGAUUCUUUACCAGGUGAACUCCAGAACUGGUUACAGAGUACAAGAAAACAACUUCUAUGUGCCUCAAGUGAAAGAGAUUAUCGGAUGGUCUCCACUCUUUAGUCUACAAAUGGUCCUAUGGAAGCUGACCAAAUAUCCAUGCAUCUUUGACAUGCACGACAAGAUAGCCAUUCAUCAUGAAGAAUGCAACAUUCUGUCCUUUCCUCAUGUAGCCAUCAAGCUUUGUUGGUGUAAGUUAAACGCAAGUGCUGGUGCUAUUUACUGUGAGGUUGCUUCGGGGCUUAGUUUGCUGUAUGGGAAAAAUCUGGUGGCUGGGGAGCCAGUAUUAGAGGCCAGCAAGCGACACAGCCGCAAAAGCCGUUUCUCUCAUGGAGAUGCUUGCCUGAAGGGAAAGGAGGGAUAG
Messenger RNA from Pelecanus crispus (Dalmatian pelican), 2000 nucleotides. Lineage: Eukaryota; Metazoa; Chordata; Aves; Pelecaniformes; Pelecanidae. The record is from RefSeq and is a predicted model, not a curated record.